AGCACUCCCUACGAGGAACCGGAGACCCAGCCCCCGAACCCGGUCGACCUUCUAUCGGACACGGCUCCUGGUGUUCCGCUGACUGCUAUACCACUUGUCGGUCCUCUGAGCGCCGCGGAAAAAAUGCAGCGCAUCCGCGGAAAGAAACCGCGCGAGCCUUGCCACCACGGCUUAUCCCGUAACGCCCUUAUCCUCAAAAAAUCGCUCUGGGACUCCAGGUUGAGCAAGUGGAAAGAAUUAUUCAGUCAACCAAGCACGUGGCAGAAACCUACGACUGCAGAUUGUACCAGCUCACUUAGCCCACCUACAAGUAUUCCGCGAUCGGGUUUCGAGCGGGACAUGGCGCCACACGCUUCGAGGUGGUAUGCCUACCACCCUCAGUCGCCGAUAUUUCCCCGGGCAGGGGACAUCCUUGCGCUCCGGGAUCAGCACGCCGUUGAAUUGGAUCAGUCCUUCUUCGAAUAUCCCCUCUGGACCAUUCACAAGGCGCUCUAUCUCUUCGAUAUGUACGAUCGACUUACAAGACCGUUCAAUGGAAGCAAUGUGGACGAGACGCAGAUGCAGCCAACGUCGUCUAAGAUCCCGUGUUCGACACGUACUCCAGAACUGGCGCACGCAGAUGCAAACCCAACCGAGCAAACCAACACUCAGUCCCACGCCCUGCCGCCGGAUACUGUGGUAUGGAACGACUUCAGACCAUGGGAACGGAGCUGGUACCAACGGUGGGCUGUACUGGAGAAUCUCGUCCAGCGCAGCUCCUCU
This is a messenger RNA of Pisolithus orientalis, 762 nucleotides long. RefSeq lists its product as uncharacterized. Lineage: Eukaryota; Fungi; Basidiomycota; Agaricomycetes; Boletales; Pisolithaceae. The transcript has a single exon. The annotation marks the transcript as partial. The record is from RefSeq and is a predicted model, not a curated record.